AUGAACAACAGUCCAGUCACACGGAACGUACCAUCCAAUGAGAAACCAGUAGAUCCAUUGGGACCUCCUCAUUGGUCCAGCAAGUUUGGUGACGUCAACGUGCAGGAUAUUGCAAUUCAAAUCUCGACCUCAAAGGAUUUUGAAGGCAAAGAGGCACAUUGGUAAGUUGUAAAUAUUGUUUAAAGAUGAAGUAAAUGUUUGUUGGAGACCAUUACACCAAUACCGUGCCAUAAGCACCAUAUUAUACCAAACUAUAUUACUUAUCACGCCCUGACCUUGUUAGGUCAUUCCAAAUUGAGGUGGUAAUAUAUGCCAUACAAUGCCAUAUAUAUCGUACUUAUAAGUAAUCAUACUUGCCUUAUCAUACCAUUCUAAUACCAUACCGUUCUGCACCAUACUAAACCAAUCCAUUCCAUAAUAUAUACUGUAGCAUUUAUAAUUCUUUUUGUGUGAAUGUCUUACAGGUUAAUAGCAUUCAUAAUUCUUUUGUGUAAAUGUCUUACAGGUUAAAAACAAACCGUGCUCUUGGUGAUCUGUUUGGUGUUGGACGUGGUGGAUGUACAGACAUUCAUUCAGGGAUUUGA
This is a messenger RNA of Paramuricea clavata, 584 nucleotides long. The record is from the annotation of a GenBank genome assembly. NCBI's taxonomy places the organism in Eukaryota, Metazoa, Cnidaria, Anthozoa, Malacalcyonacea, Plexauridae.